AUGCUGUGUCCUGCCUCUGUUAGUGCAGCAGCAGCUGCGGCUGUGUGGCUGCUGGCAGUGCUAGGCCCAGUCCUGUCUCUUGCAGCUGAGCACAACUCUGAGGCAGACUUCAGCCUCUGCAGCCACUGCUUCUACAGACAGACACCUCCUCGGGGAGCCUCUGCAGGGCCGCUGCUGAGCCCACUCUGCCACAGACUGCCCGGGGGACAGACGUUUGCCACUCUGUCCAAACCGACCUGUGACACAGCUGUCUACUCUGCCUUCCAUCUCAGCUCCGGAGAGGCAGAGAGAGAGGGAGAGGAGGAGGGAGAGCUUGUGGUAAGGACGCAGUUUUCAUGCUUUUUAAAGAAGUACUACCUGUUUUUGAGAGAUGAUAACUUUAGAAAUGAAGCACAGCUUGAUGUUCCAGCAUGCAGGCAGUUACUCAGUAGGGGACAGCGAUCAAGUCUAAUUAAUCACCUACCAUGCUCAAGUACUUCUUGUUCCUUACUGCAGUGCCAGAGUCUGUCAGAUAAAAGCAUCAUUCAUUAGAGGUCUGAGGAGGCACAGAUUUUUUUCUGAUUUAAAAAAGUCAAAGAACAAAAACAAAACAUGAACAGACUUAUGUAAAUAAAAACUCAAUUUUCUUUAAAACCAUUAAUCAUUGAAAAAAUCUCCCGAGAUCUACAGCAUCUUGGUUCGACCAUUUAUAUGUCAUUUUAAAUUGUCACUGUAAAUGAGUAAUUAAACUUACUUUACCUUCAUCUUUGUAAUUAAAAGUGCAUCAAACACAAGGGCUCUUUUUGACUGUAGGUCUGUGGGACUUUAUGAUCCUGUGAGGAGCUUUUAUGUUAAAUUAGCCACCUUCUGUGAACAAAAUGCAAACUUUGAUCUGUACUGUCCUCACAAAAAUCUGUUCCCCUGUCUCAAAACAGUCAAAUGUGUCACAGAUGGAGAAUUUCUGCCAUGCUCAUUCAAACAAAAGGUUGUUUCUGUGGUUUGCUGUCAGUGACUUUGUCCAACCUGUCCCUGCCAGAAGUUUCAGGCAUUAGAAAUUCCUGUGUAAAAAAAGCGAAUCUUCAUGCGAAUGGUCUUGUUUUCUUUCAUACCUCAUUAAGAGGCAUUUCCUUUCAUUUCAGUCUCUUUCAUAACCAACUCAAAGCUCUUUAGUGGGGUCGUAAUCCUGAGAAGCACUUUUGGAUUUGGCACUCACUUUAACAGACAUAAAGCUCUUAGAUCUGUGAUUGUAGACUUAACAACUUACAUAAAGCGCCUGUGAGAAGUUUUUGUGGUUUACUGAACACACUGAAAAAAGUAAACUAGACCUCUAAGUUAAGAUAAAUGAUUUAUUAUUAUUGUCAUAUCCAGUCAAUACAGAAGCGCCAAAAACUGCAGUUCCUCAGGUGUCCACUCGAGGCUGGCAGCAAACGUUCAUGGAGGCACACUGACACUUAUAUCCAGUUUGGUUUGAAGUUUUACUGCAACAUCAAUGUUAACAGACUGAUUCAAAAAAGGGGUUUUGGUCUGAAUGGCUAAUAUCUUCAUAGGUACAUGCUGUGCAGGGAUGGAGUUUUGAUAACACUUAGAUGAACCCUCCUUUUGUAAUGCAUCAUAAAAACAUUAUAAAUGCACAUACAAGGCUGUAUAACAAUCCUGAUAAACCAUACUUUUACAAGGCAUUAUGCUCACUGCUUAAAAUACUCCAUUAAGAUUGCUGUAAGCUGUUAUGAACGCUUAUUAUUAUUAUAACUCAUAAGGGUUGAAAUAAAGGCUCAUGAAUUCUUCUAUAAGGGUUAAUAAAUGUGCUUAUGAUGCAUUAUAAUAAGUGGGCUUAUAUAAAGUGUUACUGAUCUUUAAAAACUCAUCUGUUCUGACAUGCUCAUACAAAGAGUAAUGCACAGAUUUGCAUGUAACCAUUUGCUAGGAGGCAUACUAGCUGCCUCAGCUCCUUGUCCUUAAAUUAAAAAUUAUUUCUAAAACAGCACCAAACUUUGACUGGCUUCGGACCUGCUUCUCAGAUAUAAGCAGGUGACGUUACUGAGACCACAACCAUGUUUUAUGCAGGGUGAGAUUAUUUGUUAAAAACUCUACUUUUAGAAAUUAGAGGUGUGUUUUUCCUGAGAAAAGCUGCACAAACUUGAAGUUCCACACAAAAUCCGUAAACUUCUCUCACGAUUGUGUUUUAAAGGGCAAACAGCAGCAACAAUUAGUAACAAAAGAGAAAAGCAUUCACAAACUGGUGUUGAUGUGUAUAAGCUGUGUUAAAGUGGGGUAAAUUUAGCAAUCAUAUGCAUGGAUUCUAACACAGUUUCACACUUUGAAUUCAGGAAGAAGAUGAAAACACCAAGGCUGUAGCUCCAGCUCUACUUAAAGGAGGCGUGGAUCCAUCUGAUGCUGCCUCACUCACAGACUCCCCACUUCAGCACUGGGAUUUAACAGUCACAACACUGGUCCAGUCAAGCUUCAUUCCAAAGUGCAGUGCUGUAGGCGGAGAGCUCUACAUCCUGACCGGGGCAGGAAGUCUCAGGGCCACUAAGGACGGAGAAGAGGAGUGUCAGACACUGCCGCUGUGGUCUGCAGUAUGCUGCUCAGUCCCAGAGGGGAAGAGUGGCUUCAGUGUGGGGUUAAUCAAAGAGACAGAGGAAGGAGAGAGGCAAGUGAGUGUGAAGGAGCUGGAGGAGACCCUCGGAGUGGAAGAGCUGUUCUCAGAGGGCUGUAAAGGAUCAGACGGAGGGAUCCUUGGACUCAUAGCAGGGCUUUUCAGUGCAUCAGUCACUGAAAACAUAGUUGAAGUGAAUGCUGAUCUUACUGAUGAAAACACGGGGGCUGAAGAUUUAGAGUCAAACACUGUUGUUCAAACUACUGAAGAAGGGGAGGUUGCUUCGGAUACAAAUGGGUACGACACAAACAAGGGCGCUGAUGAAAGCGGAGAGGCACAGACAGCUGAAGAAGAGGAGAUUAAUUCAGAUACAACAAGCCAGGUCUUAAAUGAGGAUGUGCAGGAAAUCAGAGAGGCACAGACUGCAGAAGAAGAGGAGGUUAAUUCGGAUACAACAAGCCAGGUCUUAAAUGAAGACGUCCAGGAAAGCAGAGAAGCCCAGAGUGCUGAAGAAAAGGAGGUCAGUUCAGAUAAAACAAGCUGGUUCUCAAAUGUAGACGUCCAGGAAAUCAGAGAGGCCCAGAGUGCUGAAGAAGAGGAGGUUAGCUCAGAAACAGCAAGCCAAGUAUUAAAUGAAUAUGUGGAGGAAAGCAGAGACACACAGACUGCUGAGGAUCAUGUGACUGCAGUUGUUGGUCAGCAAGAGGAGGAAGAUGAUUCUGCUGAUGUCAAACAGGAAACUUCACCUGAGACGGCGGCUUCUGAGAGCAGGGAUGAAAAGCAGGAAGCCGACACACACUCAAGAAGUGUCAGAGCCAAGUCUUCUGAGUCCUCUGAGUCUUCUGAGUCCCCAGCUAUUGAUGAAACAGUUGAUGAACAAGAGACUGACACAAAUUCCAGCAGCACUGUGCUCUACAUCCUUUCUACCACUUUAUCCAUCAUGAAAGCUCCACUGCGGCCCGUGUUCUCCACCAUUUCACAGAUACCUGGACAGGUGAUGCAAACGACUCAACCAUGUGGUCAUAGUCUUGUUUUAAUAAGAGUUACUCCAGGAAAUUAGUAUCAAACUUUUUUAAGACUCAUACCAAAUGAGGCAUUUCAUAUUUAAUCAUUAAUUAAAUAAUUUAUUUGUGAUUACUAGAACUCUGCUAAAUAUUUGAUUAAAAGUUUCACACUAAAUAAGAUGAAAUAAAAAGAAACAAGUUUAAAAAAGAUAGCCCAAACACAAUUAUCACAGAUGAGUCAGAGAGAUGUUCCACGUAUUUCUAAGUUAUAUGAACAGAUAUUUAAAGUCAGAGUAACCUACUGGUUUAAGUGCGAAAAUAGUCAAAAAAAACUGUUGAGCACAUGCGCAAGUUGCUUAAAAAAACUACAGCACAUCUGUGGGCAAAUAAAGUGAUUUUCUGACUGUGGCUAAUGUUAGCAGAGCUAGCACCACAAGCCUUCAGUCUUUCUUGCAGGUUAAAGUCCACUUGCCUGCUCUGAUUUCUUCAGUGGUUAUACGUCAGUCUAAGUUGACAUAGACUAAAUACAACUUUAUCUUCAUUUUCUAGAUCAAAUCAAAGCUUCACCACUCUGUGCCAAAAGAUACCGGCUGUUAUCAGUGCUUGUUUACAUUCAGGAAGUGGAGCAUUAAGGGACUGUGACAGUAACCAUUAACUGGAGUUGUAGCCCCAACUAGUGGCAGUUUAGACACAACAUAAGACUAGCAUUUUGGGUUCACAAAAGUACAAUUAUCUGCAAAACCAUGUAGUAGUUCUGGUGCAGACUAAGGAGGGUGAUUACAUUAUGAUUGAGGGGAAUUAAAGCUCUUAUAAAGGGUUUUUUUAUGCUUGUGACUAGAACUCAUAUUGAUGCCUUAUUGUGAUAUCUCAAAGCAAAUAAGACCAUGAGGGACAAGAAUGACAAUUUUAAUGCUGUCAUUUGUAAUGCCUGAAACUGGUGUGAAGUGACAGUUGUGCACAUGAAGGAACGGCCCUGUUUUUAAAAUUUCCACAAUAAUUAUUCACAUCAUAUGAUACAUUUGACUGUCAGAAUGCAUCAGGAUGAGUUUUUUUCUUUUUGUACCUAAGUGAGUAGAGGACAAUAUAAGCAAAAACUGCUUUGUCCACAGGGGGCGACAAAGUUGACACAAACUGAAAGUUCCUGACCGCACCUUUAACACAGACAUCGACAAUUAGCAGUAACAACAACAGCAGAGAUUUUUUACUGCUAAUUGAUUGCUCCUUCAUUGGAGUCUACUUUUUAAGUUAUUGGUCUAUAUCUUUAUUAUUUAUUUCUUUUUUUGCUUUUCUUUAAUACAACAGCAGAGGAGAGUAAGGAGUCAUUAGGUGGAACAAAAACCUGCCUCUGAUGAUCAGACUCUAAGUACAUACAGUAGGCUUUAAGCAAAUAGUGAAAUAAAACAAAGAUAAACUUUUCAAAUUAAUCUUUUUUAUACUAUACCAAAUCACAACAAAUGUUGUCUGUCUUUUACAUAGAGGAGUAGAUGUGCCACGUGCUCUUUUUAAUGUUAUUAACAGAGGCCCAACAUUGAGGGUCAUGUUUGUGAGUUUGUAUGAGUCAUUCCUUAAAUCUCCUCUCUAUGGAAUGAAGCAGCCCAGAAGGACAUUAGCUGAUUACUUACUGUCAUGUCAUAUCAUUAUCUGUAUUUAUAUAUCCCACUGAAGAAGUAAUGUUUUGUCCUUUCUUCACUCAGGUGCUGUACGUUCUUCAGGAAGACCUUGGAGUUCUGUCAACCCUUCCUGGAGACACCUUCUCUGUCUUUCACCUCUUGACCUCUGACAUCUUAUCCUGGUUUGGCUCAGCUGGAGACAUGGUGCUUGGAAUCGGGGAAGGCUUCUUCUGCAGUGCCUACUACUGCACCUCUUCCAUGCUUGACGCCCUGUACAUUCACUGCCACACGGGGGUCACCGGCAUGGGGACUCUGGCUGGGGACACUGUGGGGGUAUUUGGUGGUGUGCUGGAUAAAACGUGGUGGGUGACAAAGUUUUUUGGAGGGCGGCUGUGGGAGCACAGUGAGGGGUAUGUAGGAACAGUAGUGUCAGAGAUGGGGGGUCAGGCCCAAGCUUUAGGUGGUGGGGUUGGUAAACUGGCACAGAGCAGUGGGAAUGGGAUGGGUAGGGUGCUCUGGGUGGGAUGGAGAAUACUCAAGGGGAUGUUGGGUAUGUUUAUUGGUGCAAUGAAAGGAGCUUUUGGAGGAGAGUCUGAGUAGGAAGCGGAGGAAAGUUCAAACCCUUCUUGGCACCAUUGUUAACAAACUUUCCAAAGGUUUCCUAUAAGGUUGGACGGUGUAAUUCUUCAGCACAUAAAAAAAGGGUAGAGAAAGGGCAAACGUUUUUUCAGUGUGGUGUCAUGUGAUAUGCCUUAUCUGUUGUAGAAGGAUUCAAUGAAAUUCUUAUUUCUUAAACUGCAGGUCUUCAUUCACUGUUGCUGGCUUCCCAAUAAUCCCCUGUAUUUGAGCUGGGAUUUGUGAUGCAACUGUGAUUUUACAAACACUGUGCACAAGGCUUUUGGAUGUAACCUUUACAUUUGAUUCUUGAAUGAUGAAUGUUGAUAAAUGUUUGCUUACACGUUUGUUUGAAUUAAAAAGAUGUUUGGCUUAUUUUGCUGUUUUUGUUGUCAUACUUUGUGUGCAAAGUGGUUCACCCAUCAAAACAACAUUAAAACACAAGUACUUUUUCCAUCAUUGGUCACUUAUACAAAGACUGACAAAAGUAUGAUAAAGAUUAUAUGUAAGGAUCAGACCGAGACACUAAGGCAGAAGAGCUACCACUUCUGCAAUGAUUAACAUGAUGAUUAUUACUCCAAGGAAAUGAUAAAGUAAAGAUCAUAAAUGUUCUUCCUUGAGCUGCGUCACCCCACUGCAGUCCGUAAUGGACUGGCCCAAGGUCUCCCUACAAACAAACAGCUGCUGGAAGAGAGUAGGUAAGUUGUGUUUAUUCUCUUUGCUAAAGCAAUCAGGCAAAGCUAAAAAGAUAUUUGGUGUGUGAUGUUAGUGCUGUGGCUGGGACCCUAUAUGUACUGUUAAUGAAGUUAGGUGCUGUUCUGAGCAUUAUUUGUGGCUAUAAAGUAACGUAUUGGUUGAGGUUUGUAUGUGGCUCCUGAGACCGCUGUGUAUUGCCAUUGUGUGGUCGUUACUAAAUUUGGUAUAACUAGAGAACAAAGCGGUCAGCAACAUUUAUCACUUGACGGGGUGUCUAACUCAGUGUUAUGGUGUGUUUGACCCUAAAUUAUUUUAUGCCGGAAUAUCCCUUUAAGUUAUGCUCUAACUGGAGAACUGGAGAAUGCUGGAGUGAGAUUUAGCGGCACGCCUCUCCACCACUCCACCCACAGGACCAUCCUCCCCCCUCCAAACCCCCCAAAUCGCCCCAAAUCCCCCAAAAAGCAACGUGCCCCUCCUCUUCCCCCACGACAAGGAGUACUGCAGCAUCCUCUCCCUCAGCGUGAUAAGAGCACAGGACUAACAGUGAGGAACACAUCGUUCUCAAUGAGCUCUUGCUGAUAUGUUUUGGGUCCAGGCAAGGAUAACUAUAGUUAUAUCUCUUCCCAGGACAGCCUGCGGCCCGAUGAGAUAACGCCACCAAUCCCAGUCAUAAUAAGUAAUAGACAUUCUAAUCUGCCUAAAAACAGAAGGCAUCUAACUAAGAAUUUAUCAAACUUAGUCUCCAUCCCCCGUCAGCCCAUCAUGAAAACCAGUACAGAAAAUUUCUCUAGCACACUACACUCAGCUCUUUUAAAUGUCAGAUCUUUAGCUGGAAAAUCAUUCUUAAUCAACGAUCUUAUCAUCAAGCACAAUCUCAACUUAAUGUUUUUAACUGAAACCUGGUUAGGACAAGAUAACAGUGCAACUGUACUUAUUGAGUCAGCCCCCCCUAACUUCAGCUUUAUGAGUGAAACGAGGAAGCAUAGAAAAGGAGGUGGAGUAGCUAUUCUAUUCAAGGACUCAAUGCAAUGUAAACAGAUGUACUACGGGAAUUUUCCUUCCUUUGAAUAUGUGGCCUUCCAGUUGAACUCUGCUACUAGAGCAAUAUUCCUUAACAUCUACAGACCUCCUAAAUACUGUGUGAAUUUCUUUGAUGACUUUACUGAAUUGCUGUCUAUAAUCUGUAUUGACUUUGACUGUGUAGUGAUUGUUGGUGAUUUUAACAUUCACGUUGACAACCCCCAGGACAGAGGCACCAAAGAAUUGUGCUGUCUCCUUGAUAACUAUGGUUUGACCCAACAUGUAACAGAGCCCACACACAAUAGAGGUCACACUCUAGACCUAAUUAUUUCCAAGGGCCUGAACAUACCCAAAAUCAUGGUUACUGAUGUUGCUAUUUCUGAUCACUCCUGUGUGUUUUUUGAGAGUACUAUCUCUAUGUUAUUCACCACUGCUCAGACAGAGGUAAUCACCAAGCGGCUUAUCACUGACAACACCAGUGAAAUAUUUAAUCAGGCUUUGACUCCUCUCCCAGCUCUCUCACGGCUCUCGGUCAAUGAGCUUGUAGAAGACCUUUGCUCUAGAAUCACAAAUGUGAUGGAUGCCAUUGCGCCCACCAAGGUGAAAAUAGUCUCUGGCAAGAAAAGAUCUCCAUGGAGGAAUGCCGCGCUGGUCAGAGCUGAAAAAAGAGAGUGUCGGAAAGCCGAACGCAGAUGGCGAAAGACAAGCCUUCAGGUUCACUAUCAGAUCUAUAAAGAGAGACUUCGUAUCUUUAACCUAGAACUAAGAAAUGCUAGACGAUCCUUCUUCUCAGACAUCAUCACCAAAAACAAAAAUAAUGCACGCGCCCUAUUUACCACAGUCGACAGGCUAACAAACCCUCCAGUAUCAGUAGCCUCUGAAUUUCUGUCUGCUAAGGCUUGUAAUGAAUUUGCCUCCUUCUUCAAUAACAAAAUCCAGAAAAUUAGACAAACAGUCAGUAGCUCAAUAUCCGGUACAGGAUAUGUGUUGUCCAUAUGUACUAACCCCAGUAGCAUGACACAAUUCAACCCGAUCAACAUUAAAACCCUGGAGGACAUCAUACUAAAUCUGAACUCCUCCACCUGCUGCCUUGAUAUUCUGCCAACAGGUUUCUUUAAAACAGUUUCUAAUUGCAUGGCCUCAGAUCUUCUACAGAUUGUCAACAUGUCACUUCUGUCAGGUGUCUUUCCACAGGCCCUGAAAACUGCUGUCAUAAAGCCUCUCCUAAAAAAAAAGCAACCUAGACAACUCAGUAAUGAACAAUUAUAGGCCUAUAUCGAACCUCCCGUUUUUAAGCAAAAUCAUUGAAAAAGCAGCCUUCCAACAGCUUCACAACUUCUUAGUCCUAAACAAUUGUUUUGACGUUUUCCAGUCAGGGUUUCGACCGCAUCACAGCACUGAGACUGCUCUUAUCAAAGUCUUUAACGACAUCCACUUAAACUCAGACAAUGGCAAAAUUUCAGUCCUAGUAUUGCUCGAUCUCAGUGCCGCUUUCGACACGGUUGACCACAGCAUCCUACUCGAUCGACUGGAAAACUGGGUGGGACUUUCUGGAACAGUACUAAACUGGUUUGCAUCCUACUUAAAGGAUAGAGACUACUUUGUGUCUCUAGGUAAUUACACAUCAGAGCGAACAAAAAUGACAUGUGGGGUUCCCCAAGGCUCCAUUCUGGGGCCACUCCUGUUCAACAUUUACAUGCUCCCUCUAACUCAAAUCAUAGCAAACAACAAAAUAUCUUACCAUAAUUAUGCAGACGACACACAGAUUUACAUAACCAUGUCGCCAGGUGACUACAAUCCAAUACAAACACUGAGUCAGUGUAUUGAACAAAUCAACGAUUGGAUGUGUCAGAAUUUUCUUCAACUAAACAAAGAUAAAACUGAAGUAAUUGUAUUUGGAGCAGAAGACGAGCGAUUAAAAGUCUGUGCUCAGCUUCAAUCGAUAAUGUUAAAAAGCACAAACCAAGCCAGAAACCUUGGUGUUGUCAUGGACUCAGACCUGAAUCUUAACAGCCACAUAAAGACAAUUACAAAGUCAGCCUACUAUCACCUGAAGAAUAUAUCAAGGGUCAAAGGACUGAUGACCCAGCAGGAUUUGGAAAAGCUUGUCCAUGCAUUUAUCUUCAGCAGACUUGACUACUGUAACAGUGUCUUCACAGGUCUCCCCAAAAAAUCCAUCAGACAGCUCCAACUGAUUCAGAAUGCUGCUGCUCGAGUCCUCACUAAGACCAAGAAAGUAGAUCAUAUCACCCCAGUUCUCAGAUCUUUACACUGGCUUCCCGUCUGUCAAAGAAUUGAUUUUAAGAUACUAUUGCUGGUUUAUAAAGCACUGAAUGGAUCAGGACCAAAAUACAUUUCUGAUAUGCUGAUACGUUACGAACCAUCCAGACCGCUCAGAUCAUCAGGAGCAGGUCUGCUCUCUGUCCCCAGAGUCAGAACUAAACGUGGAGAAGCAGCUUUUAGUUUUUAUGCUCCUCAUAUCUGGAACAAACUCCCUGAAAACUGUAGGUCUGCUGAAACUCUCAGCUCUUUUAAAUCACAGCUGAAAACGCAUAUGUUUGCUGUGGCCUAUCAUUAAAUCAAACCUGAGGCCUUUAAUCAACAUCUUCAUCGUCUGCCUGUCUUGAUCUUUUUUUUUUUCUAUCUCUCCAAUCUAACCUUUGUUUUCUUUUAUCUCCAAUCUUAUUUUAGCUUUGAAUGUAACUUUUAAUCUGUUAAAUGUCUUUUACGCUGUUUUUACUUUUUAAAUUGUGUUGAAUGUUUUGCCUGCUUGUUUCAUGUAAAGCACCUUGAAUUGCCCUGCUGCUGAAAUGUGCUAUACAAAUAAACUUGACUUGACUUGACUUGACUAACUGCACCCACAAAAAGAAAUGAUAUAGGAAUGAAGAUAUCAGAAACUAAACCAAUCCCAUCAUUCGUUUAUGCCAUUAGUCAACCAUAAAUGUUUUCAGGCACAGAAUAUAAUCUAUGUAUGUUAAUAAAAAAUGUUGGACGUCUUGGGUGCCAUGCAACAAAUGUGGGCACUGACCCCGAUAAAACAAUUAAUUCAUUCGUUCGUUCGUUCAUUCAUUCAUUCAUUCAUUCAUUCAAGUAGGGACGUGUGGAUGUAUGUAAGCUUACUAAAUGGAUUCACUAGACUAUUGUGGGAUAAUUUUCAUAUUUACUACUUUAUUUGAAUAGUUUAUUUUAUGUUUCUAAAAAAAAUCGAUCUGAAAAUUACAUUUUAAAAAAAAUUAGCGACUUCCGUUUUGUACCGGAUGCGGCGAAUCAAACCCGGAACCCGUUGUUGGCUCCAGUUGCAUCAGACGGUGGUGGAGCGGAGAGGACUCAUGUGGCUUUGCUGUGCAUGCUAAUCUAAGCUGACGUCUCUCAGUUUCAUUCAACGGUAUGGGCAACUUGUCGUGAAUAUUUUUCAGUAACAUAUCCCAGGCUCUUAAACUCUAGUUUUAAAAAGGACAUUCAAAGAAAGGUCAUUUAUGUGAACACGUGUAGGGCUGGCAUGCACUUUAAAACCGGGUUGUAGUUGUAGUUUGUCUCGCUAGGGCUAACUAGCCUUCUUGGCGUGACUUUUGUUAAGGCUUUGACAGGUGGCACAGAUCAGCUUUGUCGGUAGAGACAUAGAGAGCUCAGCUGACUCUUAUAAAAGGUAGUAAAACUUACAUAGAGAUGUUUUCUAAAUUAAUUUCAAUGCAAUUUGUUUGCAAACUACGCACCCUUCUUAAAGUCUUCAUGAAAGUCUGUUUGGAUCCAAAGCAGUAUGGUUCGCAAACACACCCACUCCACUGUUGUCAGCCAGCUACAGAGUGUCUUUGUUCGUCUGACAGACAGACCUGUUCUGCAAAACUAUGAACUGUGAUCAGAAAGCAAAUAUGCACUGAUCAAAACAACAACAUCUUUGUGUGUCUCUGCAGAGAUGGCCACUCUCUACGUGUCCCCUCACCCUGAUGACUUCAGGAGCCUCCUGGCUCUGGUGGCUGCAGAGUUUUAUCCAUUCUCCAACCUGAACAUCAUCACAGAGGACCCUCCAGAAUCCCUGAAUACUCACUCCAGACCGGCUCUGGUGCUGGGUGAAGCUGACGCUGUCUUGACUGGGGCCACUGCUGUGUCCUGGUACCUGGCCUCACAGGGGAAGAGGACUGGAUUAAGCACAAAGCAGCAGAGCCAGGUGUGGCAGUGGCUUAGCUUUGCUGACAAUGAGCUCACCCCGGUGUCCUGUGCAGUGGUCUUCCCUCUGAUGGGGAUGAUGGGACUGGAUAAGAAGGUAAGUGGAGUUUCUGUACACUUAGAUAUGUGUGAUAUUGUCUUUUGAAGUCAUUUUUAAAAAAGAUUUAUUUUCUCAGCUCCAGCAGAGUUCACGUGCAGAGCUGAUGCGUGUCCUUAAGGUUCUCGACAAAGCGCUGGAACCAAGAACCUACUUGGUGGGACAGAUCAUGACUUUGGCUGAUAUGGCUGUAGCUGCAGCUGUGCUUCUACCUUAUAAAUAUGUAUGUAUGAUGUGAAGUACUUUGUUGUGUUACAGGUUUUUCUGCCUUGUUGUAGAUUGUUAGAUAUAUGUAUAUCUGAGAAGUUCUCGAUAACUUUGAAAGUAUUUUCUAUUUGUAUUUCUUUAGGUGUUGGAGCCGACAGACAGGAAGGUCUUGACCAAUGUCACCAGAUGGUUCACAACCUGCAUAAAUCAGCCCAGGUUCUUGAAGGUGUUUGGGAAGAUCACUCUCUGCGAAAAGAUGGUGCCGGUUACACCCAAAACAAAAGCUGCUGCACCUGUUGCAAAAGCUAAAGCUGCCAAGACCAGUCCUGCAAAUGAAACUGAUAGUGCAAUAACUAAUGGUGAGAAAGGAAUAGUCAACAGUUAAUAUAUAUUUAUUCUGUUUCAGGGAACCCUUCACUUAUCUUCUGUACAUCUCUCUUAGGUCCACCAAAGACAGAAGCCCAGCUGAAGAAGGAGGCAAAGAAGAGAGAGAAGCUGGAAAAGUUUCAGCAAAAGAAGGAAAUGGAGGCCAAGAAAAAGACUCAGCCUACAGCAGAGGUAUGGAGACUUUACUUCUUCAACUUUAUAUUCUUUUAAGAUAUUUGCCUAACUUUAGAAAACAGAAUUGUGGCAAAUAUCAAGACUUCACUUUCAUAGCACGACCACUAGGUAUCAAGUCACAGUUGUUUUUCUGUUUUUGUUUUAUAGAAAAAGGCCAAACCUGAAAAGAAGGAGUUAGGAGUGACCACAUACACUAUUUCCACCGCUCCUGGGGAGAAAAAAGGUGCUAAAUCUGUGUGUGUGGGUAUAAGUCAUUUUGUUUGAGUGUUUUUACCUUUAGCCAAUCCUGUUUCUUUUCUCUUCUCAGAUGUCAACUGUCCACUUCCUGACUCCUAUAGCCCCCAGUAUGUCGAGGCUGCCUGGUACUCAUGGUGGGAGAAGCAAGGAUACUUCAAGCCAGAGUAUGGGGUAAGGGCGACAGUCACACAAACAAACAAGAAGUCAAAGUUCUUCUUGGACGUUCCAGUUUUUAAUAGUUAUACGUUUUGUGUGCAGAGGAAGAGUAUCAGUGAGAAAAACCCUCAAGGCAUCUUCAUGAUGUGUAUCCCACCUCCUAAUGUGACUGGAUCUCUUCACCUGGGUCAUGCUCUCACCAAUGCCAUCCAGGACAGUUUGACCAGAUGGUAAAGACCACAGGACCACUGUAUCACUACUCUUUCCAUCCUUGUUGAGAUGAGGAAGCCCUGUGUUUAAAUUGGCAUGUGCUGCCCCCCGUCUAUUCAGGCACAGGAUGCGAGGAGAGACCACCUUGUGGAACCCGGGCUGUGACCACGCUGGUAUUGCCACCCAGGUAGUGGUGGAGAAGAAGCUGAUGAGAGAGAAGGGUAUGAGUCGUCAUGAUCUGGGCAGGGAAAACUUCAUCCAGGAGGUCUGGAAAUGGAAGAACGAGUAAGUGACAGACUCUAUAAAGGAGACGUGAGAGAUUUGAGCUAGGAUAAACACUGGGAAAAAAAAGCCCCUGCAAUAAAUUUGUCUCUUUGCCUUUAAAGGAAGGGAGACCGCAUCUACCACCAGCUGAAGAAGCUUGGCUCCUCUCUAGACUGGGACAGAGCCUGCUUCACGAUGGAUCCUGUGAGUUUUACCAAAACCCCUGAACUAGUCGAUAUUGAAUAUAAGACAAUCUGCUCGUUAUCACAUCUCUCCCUGUUACUCUGUGUGUCCAGAAACUUUCCUAUGCAGUGCAAGAGGCCUUUAUCCGCAUGCAUGAGGAGGGGGUGAUCUACAGAAGCAAGAGGCUGGUCAACUGGUCCUGCACACUCAACUCCGCCAUCUCUGACAUAGAGGCAAGCAUUUAGGAUCAGUGACUCUGAAAGUAGUUACAGAGUGAUAAAAACCCUUCUGUCCAACAUCUGAGCAUCAAUUGAAUAUCACAUUUAGGGGUCCAAAACUCUGCAAUGGUUUAGAUGUGUGUCUGAGGUCAUUAUCAUCUUUCACAUCCUUUAGAAAGUUACUGAAAAAAACACUGUAUGUCAUAACCUUUAUUAUUUAUUUCCCCUGAUGUUAACUAUGCAUCCAUCUUCCUUUCUUUGUUGUUUAUGUUUUAAAGUUUCUCUAUGUUGCACUGUAGAUUUUAUUGUUUAUCUUGAAUUUUUCUGUUUUACUUCUUAUUGUUUAUCUUGAGUUUCAUGUAGUUCAUAGAUAAUGGGAGUGGAACUUCGUACAAGCCCUCCAGGCAUUCCCUCCUUGCACUGUUUUUCUUAACUUGUGCUAAGUAAAUAAAUCAAAUCAAAUAUAGACUUCAGGGCGAUUUACAGUGAAAUCUGAGCUUCUUUAUCUGUCAGCCUGAUCUUCCCUUUGCCAAUAAAAUGCAAAAAUAGGCAAAAACAUCAUUUCUGUAUGUGUGCAGCUACUGCAUUUAUAAAUAAUGAUUUAAACUUCUAUCAUACACCCCCAGGCUUAAUCUGUUUACAUGGUGUUGGAUCUAAACUGCUUUGUAAGCAGCAGCUAUGCCGGGAUCUCUCAACUUAGUCAUGUUGUUUGUUUGCAGGUGGAUAAGAGGGAGCUGACUGGCAGGACUCUGCUGCCUGUUCCUGGUUACAAAGAGAAAGUAGAGUUUGGAGUGUUGGUGUCUUUCGCCUACAAAGUAGACGGUUCAGGUGUGUGAGCUCAAAGAAGGCAAAAUACUUCAGAUCCAAACACCAUGUUCGGAUUUAAUAACACUGUUCUUCUUGCUGUUCCGUAGACGAGGAGGUGAUUGUGGCAACAACUCGUAUUGAGACUAUGCUGGGAGACACUGCUGUAGCUGUUCACCCUGCUGACCCCAGAUAUCAGCAUCUGAAGGGGAAAACAGUGCUACAUCCCUUCUGUGACCGCAAGAUGCCCAUUGUGUUCGAUGACUUUGUGGACGUGAACUUUGGAACAGGUAGACAUAGUUACAAGGAGGGACAAUCUGUCUGUGAAUGUGCAGCGUGCUGAGAAUGAGGAAUCAUAACAAGUCGUUAAGCCAGGGCACUUUCCCUAUUACAGCUGUCGUCCUUUUUUCUUCCCUCUGCCUCUCCUCUCCUUCUGCAACAUUUUCUGCUCAGGUGCUGUCAAAAUCACCCCGGCUCAUGACCAUAAUGACUAUGAGGUUGGAGUGAGACACAAUCUGGCCUUCAUCAACAUCUUGGAUGAGAAUGGCCUGCUCAUUAACGUGCCUCCUCCAUUCCUGGUAUAGUGUCUCAUUAUAAUUCCUUCCCCUGCAGUGAAUGCAUUUCCACUCUGACAUCAAAAGUCAAGCGUCCUCAAAGUUUUCUUGUUGUUGCAGUUUUAUUCCGUCAUUUUUCAGUUUUAACUAUUCUGUCCAUCCCUUCAGGGCAUGAAGCGCUUUGAGGCCAGGAAGGCAGUGCUGCAGGCGCUCAAGGACAGAGGCCAGUUUAAAGAGAUCAAGGAUAACCCUAUGGUGGUCCCAGUCUGCAGGUAAAGUCUGACAAGGGUUAUUUGUGUUCGAGAUCUUUUCAUUCUCUUCAGGGUUUACCUUUAAUCCUUACUUCGUACCUAUCAGUCGUUCCAAGGACAUCGUGGAGCCGCUGCUGAAGCCUCAGUGGUAUGUGAACUGCACAGAAAUGGGCAAGCAGGCUGCAGAUUCUGUCAGAGAGGGACGGCUGAAAAUCAUCCCUGACCACCACCUCAAAACGUGGUUCAACUGGAUGGACAACAUCAGGUAGUCGUGUUUCUCUUCUAGACAUGUAAUUUUAAUAAUCAUACUUGUUUGUUUACAUUGAGUAGACUAAGUAGUUGUGGCCACUUAUUAUAGUUGUGUAUGGUGUUAUCAUAAAUAUCUUUUUUUUUAUACUUUAUUUUUAUGAUUAGAUGUUUUUACAUUAAACAAGCAGCGAAAGGAAAGUAUCAAAGAAGGCAGCAGACAGGGUCGUUACAGGCUUAAAAUGCAAUAACUCACAAAAAUGUUCGUUUCCAAAAUGUAAAUCCAAAGCUGGGCUGUGGGGACACAUUUAUUUAUACAUCAGAUCCAACACAAAUUAAAGAAUGUGACAUCUGUACAGGAUAAGACAAGCACUUUCAGUUAAUUAAAUUUGUGUAAGAUUUCCAGGGUUCCCAAUACCUCUUAAACUUAGCACUGGCGUAUCUCAGGGAAAAUGUCAAACGCUCCAUAAUAUAAAUCUCCCCUAUGAUCUCUGUCCAUUCCGAAAUAGAUGGCGGGUCCUUGCUGAGCCAUUUUCUGGUUAUUGCUUUUUUCCAACCAACCAGUAGAAUCUAUAUCAAGUACCUGUCUUAUUUCCUCAUGGUUUUUGGUAAAUUCCCCAAGUAAAUAAGACUGAAAGAGCGCUCUAUAUCUGGACCUAGGAUUGAAGUGAUUUCUUGUAUCGCAUAUUCCCAAAAUGGUGAAAGUGCAGGACACUCCCAAAAAAUGUGGAAAUGUCCUGUAGAUAUAUUACUACACAUCCUCCAACAGUGACCAAGCUCGGGCCUGUUAGUCUGGGUAUCAUAACUAUCUUAGAGUGUAGGGGAAAAUAUAGACAAUAGAUUUGCAAAAACAGACUUAAUGGCCUGUUUUUGCAGUGUGUAUUGUCUGUAUUUUCCCCUACAAAAGAUGUAGUUUAAACUUUAGACACUGAUAUAGAGGGAAUAUUUUGAUCUUCCUUUUAAAGAUCCUUACAGUUGUAGGGCUGCAGCAAGAGAUGAUUUUGAUAUAUUAGCAGGUGAUUUUUUUCUUGAUUUUUAUCAGUGUUUUAAUUAGAACUUUAAGUCUGAGUUGAGUCGAAGUGGUCCAUGUUUGAGUCUAGUCAAAUCCAAAAAAAACUUAGGUUGAGUCAAAGUCCAGUCCCCAUUAUCGAGUCCUCAGAAGUUCAUAUACCCAGUCGUGUGUAGAAGUGCAUUUCAUUUAUUGCCAUCAGAUUCUGUUGGAUGCUGAAAUCAUCAAAGCUGCGUGUUGUGUGUAGACAGUUAGACUUUGUAUUGUGUACUGAUGUGCCAUAACGCUGAUAUAUGUUUGUUUCCAAAGUUUCUGCGGUGAAGUAUUUUUUAAGUUUGUUAUAAAACAGACUGGAAUUUACAAUGAUGCUUGUAUAUGACCUACAAAGCAGAUAACACUGUCAGGGAAAAAGAUUGAUUAUUUCUAUAGUUAUUUUUAAUACCUAGAACUGCUGCCAUGAGGUGGGUGUCAGUCGAAAUGAGUAAUUGCAUGCUGCCAAAACAGCCUUUUUUCAAUUUCUGCAGCAAAGAUUCUCGAUGAGUGAUGCAUACGACUGUUCAAAGAAAGCAGGAUGAGAUUAUUGAAAAAAUGUACCGAGCAAAAUUAGCAGAAAGAAAAGGAACUGUUUUUUUCCACUGUCACUAAAACUGACAAACCAAAAGUUCUUCAUUGUGAGGCUAUUAGUCCUUCAAAAUAACAAGUGUGCAUUAAGAUGAUAUCAACACAAGGUUAUGUAUUUUUCAGGUUUAUUUCUCAGAUCAACAAACAUUAGAUUUAACUAACAGACCGACUCCAGGGGCAGUUUCAUCUCCAGAGAUAGAUUAUUUUGAAAAAUCAAGUGCAAGUGUUGAGGUUUCAUCCAUCUCCCCCUCUCUCAGGGACUGGUGUAUCUCCCGGCAGCUGUGGUGGGGUCACCGCAUUCCUGCUUACUUCGUCACUGUCAGCGAUGCCUCUGUGAAACCAGGAGAGGUAGGAUGAUUACUUUUACGAUACUCAAGGUCCGGAGGCUUUCACACGAUAGAUCAAAUCUAUUUAUUAUUCUACCUUUCUUUGUCCAUUUCUGUUAUUUAUUCACCCUGUUUUCUUUUUGUUGUUUUUUUCCUCCAGGACAUGGACGGUCAUUACUGGGUGAGCGGCAGAUCGGAGGAAGAGGCCAGAGAGAAGGCGGCAAAACGCUUCAACGUGUCUGCUGACAAAAUUAGCCUCAGACAAGGUAAGGUCCAACAGCUUUUAACGUAAAGGUCUGAGAAACACGACGGGUCCAAACUUAUCAAAUUACCUCCAUGUUUGCUACAACACAGAUUUGAACUGCCCUCUUAUUCUGCUUCAUAUACAUGCAAAUUGGUAACUUUGCUCGUUUAUUUCAGAUGAGGAUGUUUUGGACACGUGGUUCUCGUCUGGCAUUUUCCCCUUCUCCAUCUUCGGAUGGCCUAAUGAGGUAACAGACUGAGGUCAACCGCCUCUCUACAGACACAAAUGGCACUCUCUUGCAGUUGCUAGUUAGGAGGUAUUCUGCAGAAGGAAGUCUGCCCUAAUGCUGCAAAUAAUGUAUGAAAGAUAGAUCAUAGAUUAGAUUUUUUUUCCACCUAAAUUCAGACAACAUAUUUACUUUUAUUGAUACCUAACAGGUUUAUAUGUAUUUAACGUAGACAUUGUAUUAAGUUGGUCUACAUGGCACUUUUUUGAAAGAAUACAAAAGGUCAAAAAGCAUAUUCUUUCUUUGUGUUGAUUUGAUUCCCAGUUAAGACUCUGGUAAGAAAAAGCUGUCUUGAAAUGCAAAAUAACAAAGCUUUAAACAUGCAAUUCAAACCACGAUUAAUCGCAGUUAACUCUGAAGAUUCUGUGAUUAAUAGCCAUUAAAAAAAUUUAUCAUUCGGCAGCCCUAGUUUAUACUGCCUAAAAAUGUGACUCUCUUGUUCUCUUUCUGUUUUCCUUCAGAACCAGGACCUAAAUGUGUUCUACCCCGGCACUUUGCUUGAAACGGGCCAUGACAUCUUGUUCUUCUGGGUUGCUCGAAUGGUGAUGAUGGGUCUCAAACUGACCGGCAAGCUCCCUUUCAAAGAGGUGAGAGAGGAGGCAAAGCUGCCAAAGAACCCAUCUGCAGGUUUUUAAAGGGGAUAAAUGAUGGUUCACUUCUCAGUAUUUCUGGUGCAGCCAGUGGUGGUAAUAAACAGCUUCUGGCCACGCUGUCCUCCUCGGUCUGCUGUGUCAUCUUCAGUUAGACAGUUAAAAACCUGAGAGGUCAAAUCAAAGUUUUGAAUGGUUCAGCUACACAUGCAUGCAGAUAUUUUAUCAGAUUACUGCUGAUGAGAACCAGGAAGUCAUCUGUUGAAACGUUGGUGAUCAGCACUACUUGGACUGAAAAAAUACCACAAAUAGAAACAAAAAUACAUUCCAUAUCAAACCCCCCUCACCCCUUAGUAAAGAUUCUGUGUUUUUAUGUUGCAGGCCAUGAAAUUUCUUUCAAAAUAUCCAAAAAAUGCAACAUGAAAACAGGAUUAAAUGAGGCUGAUCCUUUUUCAGGUUUAUCUGCAUGCUGUGGUGAGGGACGCACACGGAAGAAAGAUGAGCAAAUCUCUGGGCAACGUCAUUGAUCCUCUGGACGUCAUCACAGGGAUCUCUCUGGAGGUAACAUCCAAUCACGCUUUGAUGAAUGUUCAAAUACACACUCAUAAAAUCUGUCCUCUCUCCCAUUUGGAUUGUCUUUCACAUCGUCACCGCACCCUCUUGCUCCCCAGAGGCCACUGCUGUUAUGUAAGCGUUAUUAAGCACCUUUUUCUGCUUUCAACAAGCUUUUAUUGAGGCCAUCAAUCUCUUUUCCUUCCGGGGAGAAACUGCUCAUCGGGCAGAGCAGAACCUGUCCUCUAGAGGGCACUGAAGGACUUGUGGUGAACCGCUCAGUCCUCCGUACGUGGUCCUUUCAUGCCUGCUCAAUAAAAACAUCAAAUUAACUGAGCGACAAACUAGGGAUUAAUCAACCUAAAGAUAAAAAAGAAAUGAUAAAACACAUUGUCAUAUUGGUACUUAUUCUCCUUCCUCCUACCCUCCAGGGUCUUCAUGCCCAGUUGAUGGACAGCAACUUGGAUCCAGUGGAGGUGGAGAAGGCGAAGCAGGGCCAAAAGUCAGACUAUCCAAAUGGCAUCCCAGAGUGUGGCACAGAUGCUCUCCGGUUCGCUUUGUGUGCCUACACAAGCCAAGGUGAACUUGUUUGUCUUUUCAGUUUUUCUUACUUUGUUUCUUUUUUUCCUUUGACUACUUGGAUGUCAACCUUGGCUUCACAAAAAGACUGAAAACAUUGGAGAAAAGGCCCGUCACUACGCGGCCAGUUCUCCCAGAAUCCGACUAUUUUCAAAAUAUUGACUCUUUUGUACUGACUCUGUGUUCGUCUCCCAGGCAGGGAUAUAAACCUGGAUGUCAACCGCAUUCUGGGUUACCGUCACUUCUGCAACAAACUGUGGAACGCAGUGAAGUUUGCCAUGAAGACCCUGGGAGAUCACUUUGUACCAUCAGAGAAAGCCCAGGUGAGACCAGAGGAGAAGAUGAAGGACGCAGAACAGAAACAUGAACUUCUCCCUCCUCACUCAAAUUCAUCCAGACAGACUUUAACAUUUCGACCAAGUAGUAUUAAGCAGAUCAGAUUUUUUGGGAGUGGGUUGUUUACCGUGUUUGCCUGUUGGGUGUAGUUCCCUCAUGUUUUUCCCUGCUUUGUAUUCAUACGAUUGUACACAUUGACAUUCAGGAAGUACAUGGGAGUUGUGUUCACUGAAUCUGAACGUUCCUCUUUCUCUCAGUUGUGUGGUGAGGAGAGCGUAUCAGACAGGUGGAUCCUGUCUAGACUGUGCGCAGCUGUCGCUCUCUGUGAUGCCGGCUUCAAGGCUUACGACUUCCCCGCAAUCACGACCGCCAUCUACAACUUCUGGCUGUACGAGCUGUGUGAUGUGUAUCUGGUAAGACCUUAAAGCAGCUCCGGCUCACUCACCUUUGCAUGUAAAAAAUGUAAUGUAUUCGCACCCCUGGCCAGCUCAGAACCUUCCUGCUUUUACCUCUCGCUCUUCUUCUCGUCCCCCAGGAAAGUGUGAAACCAGUCUUCAGUAAAGCUGACGAAGACAGCAGCAGCCAGAGACAGGCCCUGGUGUGCAGACAAACUCUUUACACUUGUUUAGAAGUUGGUCUGCGCCUUCUGUCUCCCAUGAUGCCCUUCGUCAGUGAAGAGCUCUACCAAAGGUUACCAAGACGGCGACCUCAGAGUGAUCCCCCCAGCAUCAGUGUCACAUCAUACCCUCAAACUGAGGAGGUGAGCUGAGUCAAAGGCUGAGGGUUGUGAAGAAACUCAUUGAUGUGCAGGGCCAGAACGUCUGACUUUGUACAUUCCUGUCCAGUUAAACUUCUAUAAUUUAAUCAGGAGGUAAUAAAAGUUUAUUUUUCGAGGGGUUAUGAUCUCUUUUUCUAAUUGAGCCAGUUUCUUUUUCUGUUUUUUUGCAGUUCUGCUGGAACAGUGCGGAGGUCGACCGCGACAUGGACUUUGUAAUGACUGUGGUGAAGACAAUCCGGUCCCUGAGGGCAGACUACAACCUAACCAAGACAAGAGCCGACUGUAAGAUGACUCAUCAUGAUCAAUUCCAUUUAAAUAUAAAAUUCACUGGUAGCCUCACCCCCAAUUUCCACCGCAUCCGGAACAGCUACGAUGUAAAAGGCCGCUGAUUGCAGCUGAUCGUAACCAUUAAUGUGUCAAUUUCCACCGCCUUCUUUCCGUUCUGCAGCUGAUCGAAAGAGUUCUAUUUUUCCUGGACACCGGAGCAUGCCAGAUAAAUUCAGCACAGAUUAGUCCGUGCUGUAAAGGAAGUCAGGCACAGACACAAAAUAAAACGUGCGGCUUCUUUUCAAAACUUAACGCUAUGUGUUUCAAGUGGAUCAUAUUUCACACCAUGCAAACAGGCGGGGACAAACAAGUGAAAGGGUUUAUAGACAGCAUUUCACCCUGCUGACACCAUGGAUGAGGAAAUGCUGUAUACACAAUAUACUGCUUAUAUGGUUAUGUGGCUGUCUCUAAUGAGACGAUUCGUUAUCGCGCAAUUGCAUGUGAAUCCGCCUGUUCUAAUGAGUUCUUGCCAUCUCCGCUGUCCGUAAUCUGCCUUGAAAUUUGCCUCACAAAUGGAUCCAGUGGGAAUUGGUGGACAGCGAAAAUCGCAGCCUUUCCAGAUCUGAGCUGUUCUGAAUGUGGUGGAAAUUGGGGGUCACAUUUCCUUUCCUAACUGAUAUCAUACUUCAAAGUAGCGAGAUACACAUGAAUCUACUAAAUAGGUUUCAGGUGUAUAGUAAGAUCAUUUCAGGUUACAAUACACUUAAAAACACUGACACUGGCUCAGCAGGAGGAUAGUACAUUCAUGUGUGACAGUUCUUAGUGUCUUGUAUAAGCACUCAGUUUUAACCACAGGCUGCCUUUCAUGUAUCUUGUCAAGAACUUUUCUUCUCUGAUUCCUCCACUUCUCUUUGCCCCCCUUUUCUCUCCCAGGCUAUCUCCAGUGUAUUGACUCGGCAACUGCGUCCCUGGUGCAGAAGUACAGUCUGCAGAUUCAGACCUUGUCUUAUUCUCAGGCUGUCAUCCCUCUGACAGCAAACCAGCCUGUCCCAGAGGGCUGUGCUGUAGCUAUCGCCUCUGACAGAUGUACUGUCAACCUUAUGCUCAAGGUGAGGACAGGGAGACUGUUCACUUUUUGUUCUUUUUCUCCAUCCCUACACAGCAGACCUGAAGCUUAAACACCAAGGUCUUAAAACUUAAAAACCUGAUCCCUGGGAUGAUGGUUUCUCAAAGUUGCUCACAGUAUUUUCAAUGUGUUCGAUUGGUUCACUUGUUUCCUGUGUUCUUAGAUUACAAAAGCCAAAUUUACAACCGCUGUCCCUGUUCAUUUCCCCUUGAAACCCCCCCAGGGUCUCAUUGAUGUCGAGAAGGAAAUGGCAAAGUUGACGACAAAAAGAGGUGACUUGGAGAAACAGAUGGAGAAACUCAAAGAGAAGAUGGCAAAGAGUGACUACAAGGAGAAAGUGCCAGUAAAGGUGCAGGAGCAGGAUGCAGAGAAGGUGUGAAAAAGAAAUUGACUCACAGGGUUUCUGAGAGUGUAAGAAGUGUUUUUUUUUUUCCUUUCGUUUUUGAAUAACUGCCUUCUUUUCUCCACAGCUACGGCAGAGCCAAACAGAACUUGAGAAAGUGAAAGAGGCCAUGGAAAACUUCAGGAAAAUGAUGUAA
This is a messenger RNA of Xyrichtys novacula (pearly razorfish), 22928 nucleotides long. The record is from the annotation of a GenBank genome assembly. Lineage: Eukaryota; Metazoa; Chordata; Actinopteri; Labriformes; Labridae.